This is a messenger RNA of Oncorhynchus nerka (sockeye salmon), 7165 nucleotides long. RefSeq names its product arf-GAP with Rho-GAP domain, ANK repeat and PH domain-containing protein 1-like. Bases 1330 to 4755 code for a protein of 1141 amino acids. Gene Ontology annotation, cellular component: cytoplasm. The record is from RefSeq and is a predicted model, not a curated record. Gene Ontology annotation, molecular function: phosphatidylinositol-3,4,5-trisphosphate binding; GTPase activator activity. Gene Ontology annotation, biological process: regulation of cell shape; positive regulation of GTPase activity; signal transduction. Lineage: Eukaryota; Metazoa; Chordata; Actinopteri; Salmoniformes; Salmonidae. The transcript has 29 exons.
UGAAGAGGUAAGGGAGGAGGAUGGUACAUGUGAUCAGCAUAACAUACCAAUGCAUAUUGACAUACCAUAUUUUAUACCUCCAGUUCAGUCAUCUGCACCCAACACAGCUAGCAUAUCUUAUAGCCUACACAUUCUUACCUCUUUGUUGAUUCAUAUCCAUUGAAUUGUGUCCAUUUUCUGUUUCAGAAAGAUUUGCACAAAAGAUAAACAGUAUCAUCAUAAAACAAUAUCAAUGUAGAUCAUACAGUAAUUUAAAUUGAGGAGAUCUUUACAUUCUUCAGUUAAGUGGCUAAACCUGCUGCCCUUUCAAAUUCAAAUGUUUCAGUUGGGCAGUUAGGUUCCUGCAAGAACCCCCACCGACUAAGAAGGUUUCUCGAUGAACCCCACCUCCUAUGGGGUUCUUAGAAUAGCUUUUAGGGGAUAUUUUCAGUGCCAAGAACCCUAAGGUUCUUUGAAGAACUUUGAGGAUCUUAGAAGAACUCUUGUUGAACCCCCUCAUUUUUAGAGCGCAGGAAAAAAUCUUACCUUUUCUAGCGGAUUUUGUUUAGUCGACGUUUGGAAAUGUACUGACAAAUCAGGCCUGUUGUAACAUGUACUUUACAGGCAUAACACGUUUGGAUGGUAACCUGGUUACUGUCCGCCUCUCAGGUAACAUCAGUGUACUUCCCAUAUAUGCACUAUAUGGUUUGUUUACUUCCACUAUUAGCUGGCUAAUCCAGCCAAAUGUUUACCGGUAAACACGAUGAUUUGACUUUUGAACAUCUGGUCAGCCUUUCCUAGUGUUACAUACUACAACAUAACUUUAUUGCGUGACAGGGCACAGAAUAAUCUUAUUUAUGAUAUUUAUUUGUGAUUACCAUCAAUAUUUAUUUCAAGCAUUCUGAUCACAAAGGCUGCCAUCUGUGAGUCUGGCCAUAGAGUCUAUGCUCUAUGCUCAUAUUAUAUUUUGUGGGACCUUGUUCCCUCUAUUGGGCAAUGAUUUCUCUCUCUCUCUAUCUCUCUCUCUCUCUCUCUCUCUCUCUCUCUCUCUCUCUCUCUCUCUCUCUCAUACCUUACUCAUAUGCCCGUGGCCUUGUGCCAUUAGAGAAGCUGCUGUAAAUGUCAGACAGAGGCUGUUUGUUCAGGGUGAUUGCAGUUUCAUGAGGAACAUCGGUCUCUCUGACAGUAGUUUACUAAGCCCACAUCCUGUAUAUACCUGCUGUGAUAAGAGGAACAUUGUCAGACGGAUGGGGCUCGCAAUCCCAAGCAGGUUGCCAGAUGACAGUGCCCAUUUCUUACUCGAACCCCGUCAGUUUACCAAUGUGAACUAAUCUCAGACUCUGAGAAAACAUGAAUGAGUUAUUCGUCUCAGAUGUCAUGGCAGACCAGGAGGAUUCAUUGCGAGCUAUGCAGAACUGCUUCCGCAGUCAGUUUAGUAUGGAGGAGGUUGAGUGUGAAGACAUUGAAGCGAGCAGGAGAACAUCAUCAGUUGAUGAAGACAGUAUCUAUCUUGCCUGCACACUGUCACGAUCAUACGAACUCGGAGACUCUGAUCUUCACCACACUCCUGUUAUCAAGAUGGGCUGGCUGGACAAGACCCCACCUCAGGGGAGCCUUAUUUUCCAGAAGCGUUGGGUGAUGUUGGAUGCACAGUACCUGCGAUACUUUCAAAAUGAGAAGGAGGUCUACUCAAAGCGGAUCAUAGCCAUACUGUUUGUCACUGAAGUGCUUAACGUUGGAGAGCAGAAGUUUGAGGUGGUGACAAGGAACAGGACUUUCUUGUUCCGUGCUGAAAACAACACUGUCAGGGAGGAAUGGGUGUCCGUACUGAAAGAAACUAUUCAGCAGCGUCGUAGCAGCAUGGAGAUGUCCCUUAUGAACUUCGGUUUUACUAGUGGACAGCGUGAUAGUGGAGUCUCUCUCAUUAGUAAACAAGGAUACCUGGAGAUGAAUGGACUGCGCUCCAAGGUCUAUGUAGUCAUCUGUGCUGACAGGGUCUUCCUCUACGGGAACGCUGAGGAGCACAGCCAGGGUGUUGGCAUCACCUACAUUGAGAUGAAUGUGGGUACUGUGAAGAGCACAGACAAACGGUCCUUCAACCUCACCACCUUCUACAGAACAUUCAGUUUCCUGGCCGAGUCGGCGCAGCAGAGGGAUCAGUGGGUGGAGGCCCUGCAGGACUGUGUCAGUCGCUCUCUGUCCAGCGAUGUGGUGGCCCAGAAGAUCUGGGCUGUGGAGGCCAACCAGCGCUGUGCAGACUGUGGCGCCCCCCAUCCAGACUGGGCCUCUGUCAACCUCUGUGUGGUCCUUUGCAAGUGCUGUGCAGGCGUGCACAGGGGUCUGGGCCAGAGUGUAUCCAAAGUUCGCAGUCUGAGAAUGGAUGAAAAGGUGUGGACUGAUAACCUUAUUCAGGUGUUCCUGUUAGGUAACAACAGGGUAAACCUGUUCUGGGCAGCUAACACGCCACCAAGCGAGGCGCUCCAACCAUCAAGUGAUAGUGAGAAGCGCCGGCGCUUUGUCUCUGCUAAGUACUGUCAGGGGAAGUAUCGCCGCUACCAUGCUCUGUUUGGCCAACAGGAGGCCCUCAACAAAGCUCUGUGCAGUACUGUUCAGACGGAUGAUGUAUUGGAGACUCUGUCUCUGGUGUUCUGUGGAGCAGAUGUGAACUGUUAUACAGGUGAUCCAGAGCUGCCCAGCCCUGUGUCUGUGGCCCAACACUAUGGACAGAUAUUACAGGUGGAGUUCUUAACUCACAACCACAACACAGAUCUGCCAGGGUCUAGGGCUGGAAAUCACACACUCCUAGAGGCUGCUCUCCCUGUGUCACACACUGGUUAUCUCUUCAAGACCGCUUCUUCAAUACGCCCAGUAACAGAGUGCAAAGCAAAAGGAGAUUUUAGCCGUCGAUGGUGCUCUCUGAACCAAGGUAACUUCAGCUACUAUGAGAGUGAGAAGAGCUCCAGUCAGAGCGGCGGGAUGAAGAUGAGUGAUGUCCUGUGUCUGUUGGUCAAUCCCCCAGGGAAACAUGGUUAUGCCCAUUCCUUUGAGCUGUACCAUGACUCUGGGAGAGUCUAUCUAUUUGGAGAAGACUCCUCUGACAAAGUGAAAGGGUGGAUCAAGGCCAUCGCCAAGGCGCUGGUCCCCUCUGCAGCAGAGGACCUGGUGUGCUGGCCCUUUGCGAGGGUGGGUCGGUUGAGCUACACUGAGGGCCAGAGCCACCACAGCCCCCUCCUGGGCUGGUUCUCCCUGGGGGGCUCCAGACUGCUCCUACUCCUCCACGGAGCAGAUCGAGUGGAGAACAUCGACCUGCGCAAAAUAAAGGAGCUCUCCAUGGAGCAGGAGGCUGGUGCUGGUGCUGUGGUGCUGGUGGACAGAGGCAGGAGCCUGCGUGUGGAGGGGGACAGGAGGCCUGACUUCCAGGGCUGGCUGAGUGGGCUCCAACAGGGCUCAGGGAGAGGAGAUGGCCCCCUGGACCAGCAGCAGCUCACUUACACAGACGUCCCUGUCAUCGUGGACCGCUGCAUGAGCUACAUCACACAGCAUGGUUUGAAGUCAGAGGGCAUCUAUCGGAGGUGUGGUGUGAACUCCAAGAUCGCCGCCCUGCUGUUCUUUCUCCGCCAUGACGCCCGGCAGGUCCGUCUGAAUGAAGGGGAGCGCCAGGUGGAUGACGUGGCAAACGUCCUGAAAAGGUUCCUCAGGGAAGUGGGAGAGGGGGUUUUCAAUGGCCAUCAGGCCUCUCUGCCAUGGCUCCACACCACUACUGUCAGUAAGAUGAGUGAGAGAGUGUCCCAGUACCAGGCCCUCCUCCACAGCCUCCCGCGAGUCAACAGAGCCACUCUGGGGGCUGUCAUCAACCACCUCUACUGCGUCCAGUGCUUUGCAGAUGAGAAUCAGAUGAACAUGCACAACCUGGCCAUUGUGUUUGGUCCCACGCUCUUCCAGAUGGACGGCACUGAUAACAGCGCAGGACAGGUGGUAGAGGAUCUCAUCCAGAACUACCAGGACAUCUUCAAUGUGGAUGCAGAGCAGUUUCAGAGACAGUUGGACAUGAUCUCGCAUGUCAUCAAAGCACAGAAGGAACACACAGAGGAGGGAAGCCCCUCACCUCUCACCAUCUGCGGGGUUUACCUGGAGAGGAAGGAGGAGGGCUCUGAGCUGCUGGUUCAGAUCUCCCAGGAAGUGAGUGCUGAAGAGCUGGUGUGUAAGGUCCUGAGACGCAGGAACAUCCCUCCACAGCAGGGGGACUACUGGAGCUGCUUCCUGGUCGACAACAACCAGGAGAUAGAGCGUCCAUUGCACUAUCAGGAGCAAGCGCUGACUAUCUAUUUCUCUCUGGGUAAAGACUGUCAUCUGGUGGUCAAGAAGAACUGCUACAUGGAGGCCAUUCUUACCUACAUAGCAGGCAGGGUAGAUGUCUCCCGAAACGGCCUGAUCAAGUUCUGUGAAGAGAAAGGUCAAAGGGGUAAGGGAACCUUCAGCAGACGCCUCUGUGUGCUCAGUGGCUUGUCUCUAAGGCUGUACAAAGAUGUGAAGAGUUCUCAGCCUGAGAGGGAGUGUCAAAUCCACUCUCUGAAGGUCUACUGUGGUAUCAAGAGGAAGUUACAGCCACCGUCAUGCUGGGGGAUGACUGUAGUGUGUGAGAAGGCAGUACGAGACAUACAGCAAUGGUACCUGUGCUGUGAAUCAAAGAACGAGCUGAUCGAGUGGCUGGCCACUUUUAUGAGCCUCCAGCAUGAUGGCGAUCUGUGGCCAGCAGCUUCCAGGCUAGAUUCCUGAUCUGAGGCUAAAGGGGAAAUAACCUGAUCCUGCUUUCCCAUCCCAUCUACUACUAGAGAUGUUUUCAAGUCUUCAGGUCUUUCCUGGAAAGAAAUGCGCUUUCACUGUAUAUCAAAUCAAUAACCUCAAAGUAUAUAUUUUCUCUGUCAAUAUUUGGUUGAACCUAUUUAUAACCCACAGCUAUGGUAAUAACAGGGGAGGCAGUAUAGAACUACACUAUAACAACAAACUCCCAUUCUAAAAAUGAGUAACAAUAAUAUUAGAGGGACAUGAGAAAUAUAAUCUAAACGCGAUGUUGACUUUGAGGUUCUCUUUUCUGGGAACAUAAUGACCAUGUUGGAGAGCUGCAGUCGUAAAGCCAUCUAAGAUGAGACACAGUGCUUUCUGUUCAUGUCAUAAUUUUUUUAUUUUUUAUUUUUUAUUUUAUUUUACCAGGCAAGUCAGUUAAGAACACAUUCUUAUUUUCAAUGACGGCCUAGGAACAGUGGGUUAACUGCCUGUUCAGGGGCAGAACGACAGAUUUGUACCUUGUCAGCUCGGGGGUUUGAACUCGCAACCUUCCGGUUACUAGUCCAAUGCUCUAACCGCUAGGCUACGCUGGUAACAGUGGUGGUCAGUAAUGAUUGGAGAGCAGGAUUUCUACGCUGUCACUACUCAAGACCACAGCUUGUUGCAUUACAGAGAUGUGCAGUUUAUAUUACUUUCAUUAAUUUCAUUAGCUCAUCCUUUAACAGAACCUUAACAUGAAAAGGAAUCUGAGUUGUAAGGCUAGCUAGACAGCACCCUUAGAGCAGCCAGGGCAGGGAAAGGAGACCGAUCCGGUUGCUAUUGCAGAUUCAGCAUCGAUCCAGUGCCGAAGCCCCAGAGGUUUCUCUCUCCCUCUCUGUAUCUAAAUCUGGGUCGUUCCACCAAGUCGGUGGCUUUUGAGAAGUGUAACUUUAAAAACAUUUUUAUCUUCAUAAAAAAACACGUUUUAAAUAACGUUUCAAAUAAAGUAACAGAGUUGACCGUAACAGGGUUGAUGAUUUCAUUUUUUAGAAGCCAGAAAUCCCCUUGUGACAGGGGGAAUGGAAGCUUGUUGUGUACAACAGGGAGUGGCAGUUGAAUGCAAUCUUCACAACAUCAACAAAAAUAUUUUUGGGAUGUUGUUAAGUUGGUUAAAAUCCUCCCUAGAUGUCAGAGAGGGACCUGUCAAAACGCUGACUUUUAGAACUUUAGUCAAUCUUUAUUCAUAUACAAAUAAUCUGAUUGAUUGAAUUCUUCAUGUUGUCUAUAUUAAAGAUGCACUCAGGGAUCUUAAGCAUAACACAUUUGUUGCAUAAUGCACAAAUUAUUUUAGCAUAUCACACAAAAUUGCAAAAUACAUAUGAUUUCAUGCAAAUUGCAAAAUGUGUAACUUAUCACAUGAAAUGAACGACGUAGUACACAAAAUAACAGAGAGCACCACUUUCCAAACUACUGGCUGAAAUUACACAAAAGUUAGAGAGAACAUCUUUAAAAGGCCUUUCAUUUCAUAUAUACCAAGCAAUAAACACUACAUAUUGGUGCACAAUUUCUACUUCAAAUAUCAAAGGGAUGCAAAUGCCACUCUUUUUGUGGAACGACCCAUCUCCUUUUACGAGCUGCAGAGAUGCUGCUGCUCAGAUAGACACCAUAACAGCAUUCCGCUGUACUGAGAGGGUGGACUGGGGUUAGAGCUGUGAAGACGGGGCCCUGUUCCAGCUGUUUGGGACUGUGACUGACAGGUGACAGCGAUGGGCCAGGCAUGUGGAAACUCCUUCUUGUGCCGUAGUCAGCAGUUCCAGCCAUCGACAACAGCAGAGAUGUAAGUGUAUACAUGUUGAUGCGCUGGGUGGUUGUGUCUGAAGUACAACAGAAUAUGCUGAUUAUACAUCAUUAUCUGACUACCUGAUUGUGAUAACGAAAUGUUGAUAUCAUUGUAUAUCAUUCAAAGUUGAAUUUGUCUUUGAAAUACAAUGUGUAUGGUUUUUGUGUUACUUAAAAUCAUUAUCCCACUGUUCCUUUUAUGUCUGAGGUCAGGAUGCUGUGGCCAUUAAAAAUCCUCUUUGACAUGGUUGGUUGAUCAAAGCAAAACAUUACCGAUUUAAUAAAUCCACUUCUACUGUAGAAGAAGCAUAGAAAUAAAAGGCCUGUCAGUGUUUGAUCAUUUCUCCUUCAAAAUAAAAUAAAAAGUCUGAAGAGGUAGAGAAGUAGAUUAUUUCUACACCCUAGAUCUCUGAUGGUAAAUUGUUUAUUGUAGCCUUUGAUAUGGAUGUGUUUGCAAAAAUGGCUUGCCUAAAACACUGUAGUAGGUAGUCUCUUCACACUGCCGCUGUAUCUAGAGUCUAGACUAUUUGAAUGGCAAUCACAGUCCAUUUUUGUCAUAAAUAAAAACAUUUCAAGACUUUGA